This is a messenger RNA of Selaginella moellendorffii, 2342 nucleotides long. Its product is annotated as lysM domain receptor-like kinase 3. Bases 314 to 2230 code for a protein of 638 amino acids. NCBI's taxonomy places the organism in Eukaryota, Viridiplantae, Streptophyta, Lycopodiopsida, Selaginellales, Selaginellaceae. Gene Ontology annotation, biological process: protein phosphorylation; innate immune response. The record is from RefSeq and is a predicted model, not a curated record. Gene Ontology annotation, molecular function: ATP binding; transmembrane receptor protein kinase activity. The transcript is spliced from 11 exons.
UACAGUCCUUUCGCCGAUCAAACUGGUCCUACCAGAACAAACGAUGUAGAAAUCUUCGUUCUCUGUGUUUUCUUGCGAGCGAGCAUCUUUGCUGUGCUCAGCAAAGGGAAUCAAAGCGCCCUCCCUUCUUUCCUUUCUCCUUUCCAAUCCGGAAGACUUCUUUUGCAAUGCAAUGUAGCUCGCUGCUGUUCCAGAUUUUGUCUCCUUCGCGGUCUUUGCUCAAUCCCUCUGUUCUUCCUCGUCUCAAUGGCUCACACCAAACGAGCUAUCUAGCAAACAGUCACUAGAUUUGCUCUCCCUCCACAUCAAUUCGAUGAAAUCUAGGCGAGGAAACCUCGGCGCCAGGGGCGGGCGCCAGCAAAUCCUCCAAAUCCACCACCAGAUCUCUCAAUUCCCCAUGAUUUCUUGCAGAUUUGGCGCACGGAUCCAUCUGGGUCUCCUACUCCUCGCGUCCUCCAUCGCAAUUGGCACCGCCCAGCUCGCCAAUCCGCUCAAUUGCUCCGACCCAGCAAGGACAUGCUCUGCGUUCCUCCAUUACAUGCUCCCUGUGGAUCAAUCGCUCCAGGAUGUGGAAUCUAUGUUUGAUGUGUGGCCUCCAGCUAUCGCGAUCGAUAACAACACCAUGUUUGCUCCCAGCUCCUCCAAUCAAACCUCCAUCUUCGUGAAGAUCACUUGCGGGUGCUCGUCUUCCUCGCGCCUCUACGGCUAUACGGUUCGAAUCCCAUCCCCUCCUCGCGACUUCCAAGGCUUGGAAUGGAAGGAAGCGCAGAAUAACACCGCUCCUGGAUACAGCUGGCUUCUAUGUGGCUGCUCCAGUAACACCUAUCCGUACCUGGUGAGCCACGUGGUCCAGAACAAGGACACGCUGGCGCUCCUUGCCCUCCGGUACGGCACCAAUGGGAGCGAUAUCAGCCAGCUCAACCACAUCGACGGCAAUGGCGCGUUCUUGGCCAGCGGGGUGGUUUACUACAUUCCAGUGACAACACCUCCCGGGAGCACCGAGGCGAUCGCGCCAGGCUUGGAUGGCGGCGCGCAGGAGCAGCCGGUUUUUGGCGGAAAGAGAAGGAAAUCUCGAUUGCCACUGGGUGCUGUUGUCGGGAUCGCAGGUUCUGGGGCGCUCGUGAUUGCAUUGGCGCUGGGGUGUGCGAUUUAUUCCGCAAGACGAUGUUUCUUGCGAGAGCCAAAGGAGUUUCCAGUCGCCAAAACACCCGCAUUUUCCAAAGAGCUCAUGAGCAAAGUGACGAAUGUUGAGAAGCCUUUGGUAUUUUCCUACGAGGAAAUCGAAGCAGCCACAGACUGCUUCAAGGAGAGCAAAAAGCUCGGGCAGGGAGCUUACGGCUCGGUGUUUCAUGGGAAUCUUCGUAAUCAGGAAGUGGCAGUAAAGAGAAUGAAAGCUACCAAAGCGAAGGAGUUUAUGGUCGAAAUUCAAGUCCUCUGCAAGGCUCACCACUUCAACUUGGUGGAGCUUAUUGGAUAUGCUUCCUGUGACGAGGAGCUCUUUCUUGUGUAUGAGUUUGCGGAAAACAGGUCGCUCAGUGAUAGGCUUCAUGAGCCGCUUUCUAAAGGAUACACGCCGCUAUCAUGGGUAACAAGAGUACAAAUUGCUCUGGACGCCGCUAGAGGACUAGAAUACAUUCAUGAUCAUACAAAGCAGCAUUAUCUUCACCGAGAUAUUAAAUCAAGCAAUAUCUUGUUGGAUGGUAGCUUUAGAGCAAAGAUCGCAGAUUUUGGUUUGGCAAAACUAAUUGAACAAGGUGAAGAGAAUGGGAUUCUCACCCGCAUCGUAGGAACCUUUGGAUAUCUUGCUCCGGAGUACAUGCGUAAUGGACAUGCCACUACAAAGUCCGAUGUGUAUUCGUUCGGCGUAGUCCUUUUCGAGCUCAUCACAGGCCAGGAAGCGAUUUCAAAAAGCAGACUCCACAUCCCAAGCACCCCGGAAAGACGAUCGUUGAUCUCCGUUAUGCUAUCAGCGUUGAAAGACGCAACCCCCGUAAGCAUUGGAAGGCUAAGGGACGUAGCGGAUCCAACACUGGACAACACAUACCCGAGCGAGUGCUUGCACAAAGUGUCAGUUCUUGGCAAGCAGUGCGUGGAGGAAGACCCUCUGCUGAGGCCUGACAUGAAGCAGGUCGUGUUCACGCUCUCUCACGUUUUGUUUAACUCCAUUGAGUGGGAAGCUACACUGGCAGGCAACAGCCAAGUUUUUAGCGGAAUAAUGCAGGGAAGAUAGUUUGUGAGAAGAUCGUCGUACUAUAGCCUACUGGCUGGCUACAUACGACAUUGUAUUCUAGAUCCAUGGUACGUUUUUUCAAUGAAGGCUGAGACGCUCUCGAUCUUCUUUC